Meyerozyma guilliermondii ATCC 6260 is the source of this 1344-nucleotide messenger RNA. RefSeq lists its product as uncharacterized. The record is from RefSeq and is a predicted model, not a curated record. Lineage: Eukaryota; Fungi; Ascomycota; Pichiomycetes; Serinales; Debaryomycetaceae. Gene Ontology annotation, cellular component: nucleus; cytosol. The transcript has a single exon. The coding region runs from base 1 to 1344 and encodes 447 amino acids. Gene Ontology annotation, biological process: regulation of DNA-templated transcription.
AUGGUAACGUCAAAAAAUGGUAAUUGUGGGGCAAUAGCUACACGUACUCGCGUGUGUAAAGUCGUCUGCGAUGAGCGCCGAAUCUGCCGCUGCCUUGACGGGUGCACCGGUGCAAUCAUAAACCACCUUAAACUGAAAAAUGAUUUUUGGUUCAUGGCAUUAGGGGUGUUCACACGGCUGGCAGAUGUAGAGAGUGCACGAAAGCGUGGGUUUGACUUUGUAGUAUCUCCCGUAGAAGCUGUGGGUACCCAAAAUGCUUCCAGGGUGAUGGGAAUGGUCGAUACGACAACCAUUGAAUCCAGCGAUCAAUUCAUAAAUCAUCUUGUAGAAAUUGCAAACGCUUAUUCUAAGCGUGUGAAGCAUUUGGUGUUUUCCCCACCUCCCUGCUUGUUGGCGGACAAGUUUGGUUUGAAAAAAAAAUUGCAAUUGCUCGAUUCUCGUACCACUUAUACCUUCAUCAUUCCAUUGAUUGAUGAUGUAUUUUACUGGGAAUUCUGGAACUAUGUACUCAAUGGCACAGUAUCUUGCGCCUUGUACUUUGUUGAUGGCCAGAGAGUGUCCAGGUCAAUGCUAGAGCGAUAUUCAACGCUUCCUGUUAGUUACCUUGAAAUCGACACCCAAACUGUUCCUCCAGACGAAUAUAUCGAGGUCUUUUCCAUGCCAUCACCACCUUCAAUAGUUCUUACAAACGGAAGAACAGACCACGGACUCACACGAUUGCUCCAGUGUGCAGAAUAUUGUGAUAGCAUCAUAGAUCCUCUUCAGCCUCUUCGUGAUAAUCUCGAACUAAGCGUAUACGCUCAGUUUGAAAAAGACACCAAAAAGUAUUCACAAUACGAAAAGGCAAUAAAGUUGGCACUCAAGUCAACUGCAAAGAGUGUGCUUGUUGCUGGACCCGGUAGAGGUCCUCUUCUUCAAAUCGUAGUGGAAAUGUCUUCAGCCAAAAUCACAGGCGUAGAGAAAAACCCACAAUGUAUCGACAUCUUAAAAGAAAGAAAUGCUCAUGAAUGGCAGGAUAGGGUUGAAAUAGUACACAAGGAUGCCCGGGAAGUAUGUGGAAAAUGGGACUUGGUUGUUUCGGAAAUGUUGGGUUCAUUUGGGUGCAACGAAUUGAGUCCUGAGGUUCUCGAUGGGUUCUCAUCCACGGUGAUCCCGCAAUCAUAUACCAGUUAUAUUCGGCCCAUCUACUCUCCCAUGGUGCCGCUGCAGUACUAUGUUCCUUUUUUGGCUCAUUUUAGUGUCUUUUAUUCCAUCACAAAUCCAAUGCCUUGUUGGACCUUCAGACAUCCCAACAACAAUUCAAUGCAAAAAAAAAGCCGUUCUCAAGUUUGUUGCAAUGUAUGA